GUAUUGAGUGGCUGCGCCCCCUUUCAUCCCCGCAUUCAGUCAGCAACGCACACACAGCCGCCGGUGCAGUCGGGCGACAUCGAGGGCGGACAGAGCCACGUGGGCCACGCGACCGACUGGCAAGGCAUGUCCUGGCCGCACAGAGAGAAGAGCGGCUUUGGCGUUGUAGCCGUAUCAGCACCUUGCGCCGCCUCACAUGGAUUGAUCCCUCCUUGAUCGCUCUGCGGUCAUGGCCGACAGCCCAUUGUAGCCUAGCGCCUCUUUCUGCCCCCAAGGUAGCAAGUCCAGCUGGUAUCGUGGACGUGCUCAACGUCACACGAUUCGUGAGAGCGAAGGUAUUGUGGGUGAAGAGAGCGUUGAGACGCUCGAAGCUUUGUCGACUGCUCAGAAGGCAAAUGAACAAGCCAGCUGUUCAUGAAAUGGCCGUGUGUAUACUCCUACCCACCGCUCUCCCCGCCGGUUCUCUGGUCGUGUAUGCCAUCCCUGCCUUGGCACCUCAUCUAUCUAGUCGUGUAUUCAUCCAUCAACCUUGACAGUCCAGCCAUAGAGCCGGGCCGUGUAAAAAGACCUCCACCCUCCUUGCUUAUCUUGCCCCUCUACAAUCCCCCGCCCCUUCCCUUCGUCGGCGGUUCAGUCCAGGUAGAUGUCGAUCCCCUCAUCUCCUUUCUCCUCCUCCUGCCCUUCCUCCUCCCUCUCCGCAAACACGUACCCCUCACGACCGUGCACAGCAGCAAAAUCCUGCUCCUCGCGACGGUGAUGAUGGCAGUCGCGUUGGUAAGUGCCGUGGCACUCGUUGAUAGGAAGGAUCUUGCCCGGUAUGCCGCGCAUGAGAGGAGGGACAGUGGCGGCAUCGGUCGUCGAGGCCUGGUUGAGGAGGAUGAUGAUCAGCGUGGUGAUCAUCAUGCUGAGUGUGAGUGGGGCGAGUAAGGCAUGGCUGUUGGGUAGAUGCAUGGUCGUAACAGCGUGAUUGGUUUGCAGGAGGGAAAAGUGGGGAGAGGGGGCAGCAGCGUGAUUUAUAUCUGUCUACUGUACGCUCGCCAUCGACAUCAGGCUGGGCGAUAGGGCGAGCCUCGAUCUCCGCCAGAGCAUCGGAAGCCAACG
Molecule: messenger RNA, 1101 nt
Organism: Jaminaea rosea
Lineage: Eukaryota; Fungi; Basidiomycota; Exobasidiomycetes; Microstromatales
Exons: 1
Coding region: 415-927 (170 amino acids)
Source: RefSeq, a predicted model, not a curated record